Symbiodinium necroappetens is the source of this 672-nucleotide messenger RNA. NCBI's taxonomy places the organism in Eukaryota, Dinophyceae, Suessiales, Symbiodiniaceae. The record is from the annotation of a GenBank genome assembly.
AUGUCGAUGCGGCUCCAAAGUUUCCAGCCCAGCUGGUACAGUUUUCUGGCAGUCACCACGCUCCUCGCUUGGCUUCUGGGCGUGGUCUUUGGGAAUUUGAAUUACGUGGCGACCACCGAUCCGUUUUCGCAGUAUGUCAACAUGGACGUCCUCCCCGAGGUGAGCCCUGCGCAAUGGGAUGGUGAAGCGGCCAUGUCAGUGGGUCGCGUGUACUUCGGCAAGGAAGCCACGCUGGAUGUCAGGAGAUCCAUGGCCUUUAAGAAUGUGGACACCUACUGCGUCGCUCCAGUAUCCGUUUUGCAAGGCGGCGUGGUUCUUCCGCUGGAGACCUAUGAUUUCUGGGCCAUUGGCAUGGACUGCUGCUCCGUGAACGCGGCAGACUUCCAUUGUGGUGAAGUCGGGAACUUCAAGGCCCACAGCGGCCUAAGGCUGCUAGACGACCGCCAGCGCAGCUUCUACCGACUUGCGGUGGAGCAGGCCGAAGCAGCUUACAGCAUCAAGGCGCGACAUCCAGUCUUCUUUUACUGGGUGGAAGAUGCCACGGCAGAGAUGGACUCCUUCCGCAAUGAUGGUUACAAGUACUUUCUGAUCGGCAUGCUGAGCCAUUUCCUCUACCAGUUGCUCUGCGUCAUCUUGGCCAUCGCUGCAUUCUCCAAGUGGGGAUGCGAAUGA